Guillardia theta CCMP2712 is the source of this 1557-nucleotide messenger RNA. RefSeq lists its product as hypothetical. Gene Ontology annotation, biological process: SCF-dependent proteasomal ubiquitin-dependent protein catabolic process. Gene Ontology annotation, cellular component: SCF ubiquitin ligase complex. NCBI's taxonomy places the organism in Eukaryota, Cryptophyceae, Pyrenomonadales, Geminigeraceae. The record is from RefSeq and is a predicted model, not a curated record. The transcript is spliced from 10 exons. Bases 1 to 1557 code for a protein of 518 amino acids.
AUGAGGAACAUUCGAAGCUUGAAGCUCUUGGGAAUCUCCUCGAUAUCGUUUCUCGAAACCAUUAAUAUGUGCUUGCUCUGCCCUAACUUGGUCUCCUUGGAUCUUGAGAAGCUGGGCAAGCACAUGUAUGACAACACCCUGACGGGAGAAAGUCUGCACACCCUUGUCUGCACGUGCAAGCAUCUCACGCAUCUCAGAGUUGCAGGCGCUAAGGACAACGACUUCGAUGACUGGGCUCUUUGCGAGGUUUCUGGGGAGAUCGCAAGGAACUUGGAGGUGUUGGAGCUGGUCAAGUGCAGCUCAAGUGAAGAAAGAAGGUCUUCGAGCUUUCGGUCUGUUGACAACAUGGUUGUCAAACUUUGCCUGCUGUUUCCUUCUCUCCUCUCUAUCAACCUCUCAGAUACGGGCAGCCCUUCCAACAGCACCUGCGGAUACAUGCACCUGAUGCCCAACAUUCGGACGCUGAGGUUCACUGGGUCCGACUUUCUGUGCGGAGGAAGCAUCACCAACGCGGGGCUGGGGCUCAUCGCCUCUCACUGUGCCUUGCUGGAGCACUUCGUGCUGACCAAGGCGUCCAAGGUCACUGAGGCGGGAAUCUCGAUCAUGCUGCGCUCCUGCCCCCUCUCAGAGUUGAAGAUCUCAGGUUGUGACCAUGUAGCUGUCGUAGACGUCAGGAGCAGCCUGCCGCUGCUGGAGCACCUGGAGAUCAGCGAGACUUACACGAGCGACGAGGCCAUCUGUGGACUUGUUGCUUCCUGCCCCUCGCUCGUCUCUUUCGACGUCUGCGGAUGUGCUGCACUGACAGACAGAGUCGUCAUGGCGAUAGCAACUCACUGCAAGAAGAUCAAAACCCUGCGGCUCGCGCACUGCCUCAUCACACAUGAUAGCUUCUACGAACUCUCGCAGUUCCAGCUGGAAGAGAUCGUCACCGGCCGAGCUCGGUCAGCGUACGGGAUCCUGCAAGGAACCAAGGCGUUGAACCGGCCUGGAGGAAGGAGCCUUGAGGUUCUCUUCGACUGGGAUGGCCCGCGCAGGCUCGACGUCAUAGAUACAUCUGCUUCUUCCUUGCACACGCUUGUCAUGCGCUCUGUGGACUGGACAAGCUCGGACUUGGCGCUGAUCUUCGACGCUUGCACCGGGUUGAGAUGUUUGGAUCUGGGAGGAGCGACGGGUUUGCACUCCUCCUUCAGGGAUGCCAUGCAGCGACCGGACCGUCUGUCGCUGGUGAAGAAGAUCGUUCUCCCCUUCUGUGAGGACCUUUCAUGGGAAGCGUUGCGAGAUAUGCUCCUCCUUUCUCCUGGCUUGCGAGAGCUUCACCUUCACCACGCGAAAUCAGCCAUGUUCAACAAGCUGGGCCUUCUUAUCUGCGCUGCGCAAGUAAGUACGUCACAGCAAGACUGCUCUGAAGCUUCUCGUCUGGCUCUGCAAGCGAACUUCAGUGAGUGCGAGAAGAGCGGUGGGUUCCAGGAGCUGGAGGUUUUGAAAGUUAGGACAACAGCUGUAAAUGAGUUUGAACUGCGACUUGUUGCUAAGAUGGCUACACUUGUAAAAAGAUAA